Molecule: messenger RNA, 2402 nt
Organism: Symsagittifera roscoffensis
Lineage: Eukaryota; Metazoa; Xenacoelomorpha; Acoela; Convolutidae
Product: acyl-CoA synthetase short-chain family member 3, mitochondrial-like
Exons: 14
Coding region: 47-2140 (697 amino acids)
Cellular component (GO): mitochondrial matrix
Molecular function (GO): propionate-CoA ligase activity
Source: RefSeq, a predicted model, not a curated record
UGUGAUAAACUUAUUAAAUAGGUAGAGAUGAAAUGAGUCUGAUGCGAUGACUGUUUCUGUAGUCUCGAGGUCAAACUUAGCUCUAUCUGCACGCUGUGUGCCUUGCCUCCUUAAACGACGUGCAAUUGCAGAAUCCAAACGAUCUCUCUCAUCAUUUGAAGAUGUUUCAUUCAAGUACCUGAAUGAAUUCCAGAACUCAAUAUCAGAGAAGACAAGGAGAGACUUCUGGCAUGACCAGGCACAGGCCAUAUCGUGGAUGAAGAUGCCAACAAAAAGUCAGACACUCCAGUUUGACCCAGAGCCACGAGGCGAUAUGAUCAGACCAAAAUGGUUUGUGGGCGGUGAGUUGAAUGCGUGUGAGAAUUGUGUGGACAGACAUGUGCAGGCAGGCCAUGGUGACCAGGUGGCCAUCAUCCACGACAGUCCAGUCACUGACUCCAUCUCAAAACUCACAUAUCAACAGCUAUUCCACAAGGUGAACAGUUUGGCUUAUGUUCUGCAGAAAGAACUGAAUGUUGUAAAAGGUGACCGAGUCUUGAUCUACUUGCCGAUGAUCCCCGAAGCCGUCAUCACUAUGCUCGCCUGUGCGCGUAUAGGCGCAGUGCAUUCAUUAGUAUUCGGAGGAUUCGCGGCGAGGGAACUGGCCACUAGAAUAGACCAUGCUGAACCCAAAGUGGUGGUGUCGGCGUCGUAUGGAAUUGAGCCCACGAGAAAAGUCAACUACAAGUUACUACUGAAUGAUGCCUUGUCGUCUGCGCAGCAUAAAGUGCACAAAUGUCUUAUAUACCAGAGACCUGAAUUGGACCCUGUGCAGUUGAGCAGUGGGAUUGACCUGAACUUUGGUGAGAUGAUGGAGAGUGCCAAGGACAAAAUGGUGGACUGUGUGGCACUGGACGCCAUGGAUCCACUCUACAUUCUGUACACUUCAGGCACCACUGGAAAGCCAAAAGCCAUAGUUCGACCAGUGGGGGGUCAUAUGGUAAUGCUGUCCUACUCGAUGCAUGCGAUCCUGGACGUCAAGCCCUCGGAGACAUACUUGGCCGCAUCUGACCUGGGCUGGGUGGUGGGACACUCUUACAUAUGCUAUGCGCCUCUGCUCAACCGAAACACAACCAUCAUCUAUGAGGGGAAGCCAGUGGGAACUCCGGACGUGACAGCCUACUACCGGAUCCUGAAGAAGCACAGGCCAGUUUCUCUCUUCACUGCACCCACUGCUCUCAGAGCCAUCAAGAGGGAGGAUUCGGAGGGCGAGAGGGCCAAGAAGUUCCUGCCUUUCAGCAAACUCAGGUCCAUCUUCGUGGCAGGGGAACAUCUGGAUGUGGACACUCUUCAAUGGGCCAAGAGGACUUUCAAGGCUCCCGUCAUCGAUCACUUCUGGCAAACUGAAAGUGGUUCUCCUAUUCUAUCAGUUAUGAUGGGCAAACAGAUGGACACAAACACGCCCCUGGGAUCAUCUGGCAAAGCAGUGCCUGGAUUUGAUGUUAGAGUUGUGAAUCCCGAGGGAGAGCAAUUAUCUUCGGGGGAACUCGGAAACAUAGUGAUCAGGACGCCUUUGCCUCCUGGUUUCUCAGAUGGGCUCUACAAAGACGAGGACGACAAAGUGUUUAGAGAAAAGUACUUCACAACAUUCAAGGGAUGCUACGAUACUCAUGACACUGGCUUCUCAGAUGUAGAUGGGUUUGUGAGUGUGCUGUCCAGAACUGAUGACGUCAUCAAUGUGGCUGGCCACAGGCUCUCCACCAGUGCACUCGAAGAGGCCAUGCUGAAGCACUCAUCAAUUACGGAGUGUGCAGUAAUUCCAGUUCCAGACGAGAUCAAAGGAUUAGUUCCGCUAGGUGUGGCUGUUCUUAAAGCAGGAGUGUCCAACGUGGAUCUAGUGUGUAAGGAGUUGGUGCAGUUAGUGAGGCACGACAUAGGUCCAGUGGCAGCCAUGAGCAGGGUGCUGGUGGUGUCCAAGCUGCCCAAGACCAGAUCGGGCAAGAUAUCCAGAACUACAAUGGCGUCACUUGCUAAAGAUGCGCCCUUCUCUAUCCCUCCGACUAUAGAAGACGCUACAGCCUAUGAUGAACUGCUUGAGCAGCUGCAGUCGAUCGGAUUUGCAAAGCAACCCCAAAUGCUCAACCGAAAAGACUUCACAUAACUCUAGUUUUAUCCUUCGAACAAAAUAUCGCUUUCAAAGUUUAAUAUAUACCAGAUUUUGAACCAUGCUUUCUGUAUCUCUUGUCCCUAGAUCCAUAUUUGUUAAGCUCUUAAGAACAAGUAGUCAAUUUCAAAUUUACCAGUGUUCUUUUGAAGUGAAAGUGUAUGUGUAAAUGUUCAAAAGCACCGCAUUAUAAUAACUUCAAAAAAUUUGUAUAGUGCUUUAUUCAAAUCAAAUAAAAAUCAAUCCUUCAAUCAGGAGC